UUUUUAUCUCGAAAAAUCCGCCAAUCCCUUUGAUCAGCAAUUUUCUUCUUUAAAUACCCACUACAAUCACUUUACCUCUUCUCCACUUCUCGCUUUUCUGUCUGCAAUUCCUUACAUCUUCUAUCUUUCCAUUUCAUACCCUUCAAUUUCUUAUCAUCUUCAUGGCUCCAGCAAAGAUCAAGAUCGGAAUCAACGGGUUCGGAAGAAUCGGAAGAUUGGUUGCUAGAGUUGCCCUACAGAGAGAUGAUGUUGAACUUGUUGCUGUUAAUGAUCCAUUCAUCACUACUGAUUACAUGACAUACAUGUUCAAGUAUGACACUGUUCACGGUCAAUGGAAGCACCAUGAACUCAAGGUUAAGGACACCAAGACCCUCCUCUUCGGUGAGAAGGAAGUUGCAGUCUUUGGUUGCAGAAACCCCGAGGAGAUCCCAUGGGCUGAGACUGGAGCUGAAUACAUUGUUGAGUCAACUGGAGUGUUCACUGACAAGGACAAAGCUGCUGCUCAUUUGAAGGGUGGAGCCAAGAAGGUUAUCAUUUCUGCUCCCAGCAAGGACGCACCCAUGUUUGUUGUUGGUGUCAACGAGAAGGAAUACACCUCAGACGUUAACAUUCUUUCAAACGCUAGUUGCACCACCAACUGUCUUGCUCCCCUUGCCAAGGUCAUCAAUGACAGAUUUGGAAUUGUUGAGGGUCUCAUGACCACUGUCCACGCAAUGACUGCUACACAAAAGACUGUUGAUGGUCCAUCCAGCAAGGACUGGAGAGGUGGAAGGGCUGCUUCAUUCAACAUCAUUCCUAGCAGCACUGGUGCAGCUAAGGCUGUCGGUAAAGUUCUCCCAGCACUUAAUGGAAAAUUGACCGGUAUGGCUUUCCGUGUUCCCACCGUCGAUGUUUCAGUGGUUGAUCUUACUGUGAGACUUGAGAAGAAGGCAACUUAUGAAGAGAUUAAAGCUGCCAUCAAGGAGGAGUCUGAGGGUAAGAUGAAGGGAAUCUUGGGAUACGUUGAUGAAGAUUUGGUCUCUACUGACUUUUUGGGUGACAACAGGUCAAGCAUCUUCGACGCCAAGGCGGGAAUUGCUCUUAAUGACAACUUCGUCAAGCUUGUGUCAUGGUAUGACAACGAAUGGGGUUACAGUUCCCGUGUUAUCGACUUGAUCGUCCACGUUGCCAACACUCAGUAAGCUCUGCUUCGGAACUUCAGUAGAACCAAGAAUGGUGCUCCAGCAAAAUUUUCAGUCUGAGUUUUAGUUUAGUGUGUCCCUCUUCAGUGUGGGUGCUUGAUGGAAGAGAGGAUAUGUUGGAAAUAACAACGAAGUUAGCUUUUGCUCUGAUUACAAGAACAUCCAAAAACUGCUUGGUUUAUAUGUUCAUUCCCCAAUGCAAUUGGGGCUUUUGGAUUUUUAGUUUUUUUUACCACCCGAUUAUGUCUUUCUUUGUGUUUCCAAAGCUUAAACUUUAAUUCAUGUCAGUUUCUUAGAA
Molecule: messenger RNA, 1479 nt
Organism: Papaver somniferum (opium poppy)
Lineage: Eukaryota; Viridiplantae; Streptophyta; Magnoliopsida; Ranunculales; Papaveraceae
Product: glyceraldehyde-3-phosphate dehydrogenase 2, cytosolic
Exons: 10
Coding region: 162-1181 (339 amino acids)
Biological process (GO): glucose metabolic process
Molecular function (GO): NAD binding; NADP binding; oxidoreductase activity, acting on the aldehyde or oxo group of donors, NAD or NADP as acceptor
Source: RefSeq, a predicted model, not a curated record